This is a messenger RNA of Cooperia oncophora, 289 nucleotides long. The record is from the annotation of a GenBank genome assembly. NCBI's taxonomy places the organism in Eukaryota, Metazoa, Nematoda, Chromadorea, Rhabditida, Trichostrongylidae.
AUGAAAAAUUUCGAGAUCUGGUACCAUAACUAUAUCGUAUGCUACGCGUUUAUACUUCGCACGAUUCGUAAAUUCAAAGAAGAGAACGGGACGCUGAACAACGAGGACACUCGGCGAGUGCAUUGUACUUCAAAGAAGUCAAGUGACAGCGGCAAUGGCAGCAGACGAUGGCGAGUACAGGCUAUGAGUCGACACAAGUACAUCUAUGUAAUCGGCACGGUUUUGAUCGUCGAUCUGCUCUUUCUCUGUCCUUAUUCCGGUAUUCAACUGGUCGCCUUUCUCCAUAUCA